GCGCCAGCUGCAGAAGGGCGCCUGCCCGCUGGGUCUCCGCCAGCUGAGCAGCCCGCGCUACAAAUUCAACUUCAUCGCCGACGUGGUGGAGAAGAUCGCACCAGCCGUGGUCCACAUAGAGCUCUUCCUGAGACACCCGCUGUUUGGCCGCAACGUGCCCCUGUCCAGCGGCUCUGGCUUCAUCAUGUCAGAGGCCGGCCUGAUUAUCACCAAUGCCCACGUGGUGUCCAGCAACAACGCUGCCUCGGGCAGGCAGCAGCUCAAGGUGCAGCUACAGAAUGGGGACUCCUAUGAGGCCACCAUCAAAGACAUCGACAAGAAGUCGGACAUCGCCACCAUCAAGAUCCAUCCCAAGAAAAAGCUCCCUGUGUUGUUGCUGGGCCACUCAGCUGACCUGCGGCCUGGGGAGUUUGUGGUGGCCAUCGGCAGUCCCUUCGCCCUGCAGAACACCGUGACAACGGGCAUCGUCAGCACUGCCCAGCGGGAGGGCAGGGAGCUGGGCCUCCGGGACUCCGACAUGGACUACAUCCAGACAGACGCCAUCAUCAACUACGGGAACUCCGGGGGACCGCUGGUGAACCUGGAUGGCGAGGUCAUUGGCAUCAACACGCUCAAGGUCACGGCUGGCAUCUCCUUUGCCAUCCCCUCGGACCGUAUCACACGGUUCCUCACUGAGUUCCAAGACAAGCAGAUCAAAGACUGGAAGAAGCGCUUCAUCGGCAUACGGAUGCGGACGAUCACACCAAGCCUGGUGGAUGAGCUGAAGGCCAGCAACCCAGAUUUCCCAGAGGUCAGCAGUGGAAUUUACGUGCAAGAGGUUACGCCGAAUUCGCCUUCUCAGAGAGGCGGCAUCCAAGAUGGUGACAUCAUCGUCAAGGUCAACGGGCGUCCUCUGGUGGACUCGAGUGAGCUGCAGGAGGCCGUGCUGACCGAGUCUCCUCUCCUGCUGGAGGUGCGGCGGGGGAACGACGACCUCCUCUUCAGCAUCGCACCCGAGGUGGUCAUGUGAGGGGGCGCAUUCCUCCAGCGCCACGCGCCAGAGCCUGCAGAUAACGGAGGGCACCGCUCCCCGAGAUCAGGACGAAGGACCACCAUCGGUCCUCAGCAGGGUGGCAGCCUUCUCCUGGCUGUCCAGGGCAGAGCGGAGGCUGGGCUUGGCCAGGGGCCCGAAUUUCCGCCUGGGGAGUAUUGGAUCCACCUCCCAGUGCAGGGAGGGAAGCCCAACAUCCCCUUGUACAGAUGCUCCUGAAAGUCACUUCCAGGUUCUCGGGAUAUUUCACAAAACUGCCUUCCUGGAGGUCCCCUCCUCUCCUAGCUUCCCGCCUCCGCCCCUGUGAACACCCAUCUGCAGUACCCCCGCUCCUGCCCCUCCUACUGCAGGUCUGGGCUGCCAAGCUUCUUCCCCACUGACAAACGCCCACCUGACCUGAGGCCCCAGCUUCCCUCUGCCCCAGGACUUACCAAGCUGUAGGGCCGGGGCUGCUGCCAGCCAGCCUGGGGUCCCUGGAGGACAGGUCACAUCUGAUCCCUUCGGGGUGGGGGGUCCAGCCCAGAGCAGGCACUGAGUGAAUGCCCCCUGGCUGUGGAGCUGAGCCCCGCCCUGCUGUGAGGUUUUCCUCCCCAGGCAGGCAGGAGGCCACGGGGAGCACGUGGAAAGUUGGCUGCUGCCUGGGGAAGCUUCUCCUCCCCAAGAUGGUCAUGGCGCGGCCUGCAGAGGACAGUGGACAUGGAACUGUGGGGUGUGAGGACUGAGCCGGCUUCCCCUUCCCACGCAGCUCUGGGAUGCAGCAGCUGCUCGCAUAGAAGUGCCGCCCAGAGGCAAGCGGGCUCCUGGGCAUCACCCCCCUCAUCCAGGGAACAAGUGUGUCUCAAGGGGCAUUUGUGAGCUUUGCUGUAAAACAGAUUCCCAGUGUCGCUUGUACUGUAUGUUUCUCUACUGUAUGGAAAAUAAAGUUUACAAGCACAUGGUUCUCAGCCA
Mandrillus leucophaeus (drill) is the source of this 1978-nucleotide messenger RNA. It is a transcript of the gene HTRA3, whose product is annotated as HtrA serine peptidase 3. Gene Ontology annotation, molecular function: serine-type endopeptidase activity; protein binding. Bases 185 to 1009 code for a protein of 274 amino acids. The record is from RefSeq and is a predicted model, not a curated record. Gene Ontology annotation, biological process: proteolysis. The transcript is spliced from 9 exons. Lineage: Eukaryota; Metazoa; Chordata; Mammalia; Primates; Cercopithecidae.